AUGGUGAAGCCCGAGCAAGAAGAAGAAGAGACCGAGGAGUUCAAGCUUGUAGCAGCACUGUCCGCUCUCCAUCCUCUCAGCGCUCCUUGUCCGCUGCCGCCACACCUCCGCUGCUUCGCCUCCAUUCCCUCCUUCUCGGCUGCCACCGCAGAAACCUUCAUCUCUCCCCGGUUGGUCGCCGUCCGUGCCAUCGCCCUCUCCGUCAGUGACGCCGCUGCCGCGUUCACCAUCGCUGUCGCCAACGGGGCUGUCCCCACCUUCCCGCCUACCGACCUAGGCCACGGGUUCUGCCUCGCCGAGGUCGCCCUCUAUGGUGACGUCGUCCUCCGCUUUGUCUCCGGCUCUGAUCCGUCCGUCGAUUUCCUGCCGGGGUUUGCCACCACCAAACGUAGCUCGGAGGACCUUGAUUACGGGCUCCACAGUCUCGAUCACGCCGUCGACAGCGUCCAGAAGCUGGGACCCGUCUUCUCCUACAUGAAGAAGUUCCUAGGUUUCCAUGAGUUUGCAGAAUUCACCACCGAGGACAUAGGAACCGCGGAGAGCGGCCUGAAUACUGCCGUGUUAGCCAACAAUGAUGAGACCGUGCUUCUUUCGCUGGUCGAACCAGUCCACGGAACGAGGAGGAGGAGCCAGGUACAGACUUAUUUGGACCACAACAGUGGGCCUGGAGUGCACCACCUCGCGCUGAGGAGCGACGACGCGAUCACGACGGUGAGGAAGAUGAAGGCGGUUUCAGGGUUCGAGUUCAUGCAAGGGCCGCCGCCGAAUUACUAUGAGGGGGUGGAGAGGAGGGCAGGGGAUGUGCUGAGCGAUGAGCAGAUUAGGGAGUGCCAGGAGCUGGGGCUGCUUGUCGACAGGGAUGAUCAAGGUGUUUUGCUUCAGAUUUUUACUAAACCCAUUGGAGACAGGCCAACAAUAUUUCUAGAAAUUAUACAAAGGAUUGGAUGCAUGGCAAUGGAUGAGCAGGGAAAAGAAUAUCAAAAAGGUGGCUGUGGAGGAUUCGGAAAAGGAAACGUCAUUGAGCUCUUCAAGUGCCUCGAGGAGUAUGAUAAGAGCCUGGAUGCCAAACACCAGCCUUCAAAGGCUUCAGCUUCUUUUAAGUGGAAAGGAAAAUAAUGAGAUGCAAUAUGAUGGGCAAUUAGCAUUGCAUUAUAUGAAAACUAGUAGUACUUGCUAAGCAUUGUCCUGGACUUCAAAGUUUCUUGUUUGAUUAGCUUAUGAUCAAUGUUGUGUUGGAGUUAUAAUAAGUGUAACUUAAAACUUAACAUUGUAGUGGGAAUGUUAAGUCCCACAUAGG
Messenger RNA from Asparagus officinalis (garden asparagus), 1297 nucleotides. RefSeq names its product 4-hydroxyphenylpyruvate dioxygenase-like. Gene Ontology annotation, molecular function: 4-hydroxyphenylpyruvate dioxygenase activity. The transcript has 3 exons. The coding region runs from base 1 to 1116 and encodes 371 amino acids. The record is from RefSeq and is a predicted model, not a curated record. Gene Ontology annotation, biological process: L-tyrosine catabolic process. Lineage: Eukaryota; Viridiplantae; Streptophyta; Magnoliopsida; Asparagales; Asparagaceae.